This is a messenger RNA of Salvia hispanica, 669 nucleotides long. Lineage: Eukaryota; Viridiplantae; Streptophyta; Magnoliopsida; Lamiales; Lamiaceae. The record is from RefSeq and is a predicted model, not a curated record.
AUGGAGCAUCUUAACAAAGGGGCAUGGACGAAAGAAGAAGACGAGAUUCUCAUCAAGCAUAUCACUGAGCAUGGUGUAAGCAACUGGCAACAUAUUCCUAGAGCUGCAGGUCUGUUGAGAUGCGGCAAAAGCUGUCGGCUUCGAUGGAACAACUACCUCAGGCCUGAUCUCAAGAGAGGAAAUUUCAGCAGGGAAGAAACUGCAGCCAUCAUCGACCUCCAUCGUUUGCUCGGAAACAAAUGGGCUCUUAUAGCUUCCCAAUUGCCCGGGAGAACGGACAACGACAUCAAGAACUUCUGGAACACUCAUAUCAAACGGAUGCUCAUCGGCCGUGGCAUCGACCCUCAAACCCACAUAAACCUCAAUCCAUCACUAUCGAUAAACCAAAACCCUAGAAUUUUCUCUACACAUAGGGACGCGCCCUUGAUGGUCAGAAACGACGCCGGUUUUAAUGCUUUUACGGCUGUGAAUCGUCGUCCUAAUAUCAAUUUGGAUAUUUCCACCAGACCUCGUCCGCAAAUCAAUUCAGAUCUUCCCAUCAGACCUCUUCCACAAAUCAAUUUGGAUGUAUCCAUCAAACCACGUCCCCAAAUCAAUUUGGAUCUAUCUAUCAGACCUAGUUCCCAAAUUAAUUUGGAUCUUUCCAUCAGACCUCCUAAUCCCUACUGA